GUAAACGACGGCGAAGCGGAGAAACCCGUCAGAGCGACGAUGGUCGAAGCGUUAACGCGGACAUUCGGUGAUGACCUCGUGGCCAAGAUGAUUCUUAGAGCGAAGGCAAACAAGGCAACACAGAGCGUUGCAUCGAGAUUGGAGUCUGCACAACUGGAAAUGUGGCGGAGCAGUGAAAAAUCUGUGGACGAUGUGUACAAACGGCUACGGCUAGACCCUGAGCAUCUAGUAGGUGACAUCGCUGCCCAUUCUGCCUUCGGCGUGUGGGUUUCAUACGUGAAUACCGUCAGCACAGCGAAUCCCAGCAAGGCGUCCACCUUGCUGUCGACGUUCGAGUCGCGCUUCAAGGACCAACCUUUCAACCAAAUUCUCCAAUUGAUCGUCAAGAAGUUCCACAGUAAGGAGAAGGCCGCUACCGCAAUCCAGACGGAGAAGAUUCGGGGCUACCUGGAUAUUCCACCACACCUUAAUCAACUCAUCCUGCACCUUGGCUGCGAUGCUUCUGGUAUUUUUCAAGUUCUUCGCCGUCUGGGCCAUUUCAAAUAG
Molecule: messenger RNA, 546 nt
Organism: Phytophthora sojae
Lineage: Eukaryota; Oomycota; Peronosporomycetes; Peronosporales; Peronosporaceae
Exons: 1
Source: RefSeq, a predicted model, not a curated record